AUGCCGUCAUCGAGGCGGACGUUGCUUCUGUCCUCGUUGCUUUUAUUAUCAUCCAGCACAUCGGCAUUCUACCUCCCCGGUGUCGCGCCGACCUCAUACGAUGAAGGCCAAUCGGUACCGCUAUAUGUGAAUCAUCUCACGCCCGGAAUCGCCAGGCAAGAUGAUCAAUUACACGCAGUGCUGUCGUACGAUUACUACAACCCCAUAUUUCAUUUCUGCCAGCCCAAGGAUGGACCGGUAGAUGUUCGAGAGUCGUUAGGCAGCAUCAUAUUUGGAGACCGAAUCCGAACGUCGCCGUUUGAAUUGCACAUGGCAAAGAAUGAAACUUGCAAGGCUGUUUGUGGUGAGGUUGAAUUUGGGCCGCGGGAUGCCCGGUUCACCAACAAUCGCAUUGCUCAAGGGUAUAACAUCAACUGGCUGGUAGACGGCUUACCGGCUGCCAUGCUGAAUCUCGAUCCUUUCACCGGCGCAGAGUUCUACAACCCCGGCUUCCUCAUGGGCUAUGUUGAUGAGGAUGGACAGUCUGUCCUCAACAAUCAUUUCAUUAUCUUCAUUGAUUACCACAAAGUCGGCCUCGCGACGCAAGACAAGUAUAGGGUCGUUGGCGUGCUAGUUCAACCAGAAUCGCGCGGCGACUCCUUCGUUAGCGGCAAUAACCAAGUGGACUGCGGUGAGGGAGGGAAUGCGAUGAUCUUGAGUGAGGAAAUCCCGACAAAGGUUGUUUGGACCUAUAGCGUUUACUGGAGGGAAUCAAACACGGCGUGGGCAACACGAUGGGACAAAUACCUCCAUGUUUUCGACCCCAAGAUCCAUUGGUUCUCUCUGAUUAAUUCAUCCGUUUUCGUUGUUUUCCUAGUCGGUAUGGUCAGCAUGAUUCUCAUCCGCGCAUUAAGAAAAGAUAUUGCUCGAUACAACCGACUUGACCAAAUCAACCUUGAUGAUCUCAAUGGUACCUCUGUUGUCGAGGACGGCAUUCAGGAAGAUUCCGGCUGGAAACUUGUUCAUGGAGACGUCUUUCGCUGCCCGAAGAGUCCGUUGCUUCUCAGUGUUCUGCUUGGAAACGGAGCUCAGCUGUUUGUCAUGACCGGUGUGACCGUUGCCUUUGCGCUAUUCGGCUUGCUUUCUCCGGCCAACCGAGGUUUCCUUGGCACUACGGUUGUUAUUUUAUAUACCUUGUUUGGCUUUAUUGGAGGGUAUGUUUCGUCCCGCGCGUAUAAAUCGUUUGGUGGUGAAGCCUGGAAGCGCAAUAUUGUCAUGACCCCUCUUUUGAUCCCAAGUAUUGUCUUUUCCUGGUUCUUCCUCCUGAAUUUGUUCGUUUGGGCCAAGGGCUCCAGCGGUGCGGUGCCAUUUACAACCAUGAUUGCGGUGGUUGCCAUUUGGUUUGUGAUUAGUGUUCCGCUGAGUUUUGCGGGUAGUUGGAUCGGCUUCAAGUCUCAGGCUUUCGAAGCUCCUACCAAAACAAACCAGAUUCCAAGACAAAUCCCACCAGCAGUGGGAACACUCCGUCCCAUCCCAUCACUCCUACUCACUGGUAUUCUACCAUUUGGAGCCAUCUUUGUCGAACUCUACUUCAUCAUGAACUCUCUAUGGACCAGCAAGAUCUACUACAUGUUCGGAUUCUUGUUCCUUUGCUACGGGCUGAUGGUAAUCACAACCGCCGCCACCACCAUACUCCUCGUCUACUUUAUGCUGUGUGCUGAGGACUAUCGCUGGUCGUGGCGUGCCUUUAACGGUGCCGGUAUGACUGGAUUUUACGUGUUUGUGAAUGCGCUUAUUUUCUGGGCUACACGAGUCAGCUUUGGAGGAUUGACUGGAGCUGUGUUAUAUGUUGGAUAUUCGGCCUUGAUUGGAUUCUUGGUCUUUAUCCUGACUGGCACAAUCGGCUUUUUCGCAAGCUGGGUGUUUGUCCGCAAGAUUUAUUCCUCUAUCAAGGUGGAUUAA
This is a messenger RNA of Talaromyces marneffei, 1941 nucleotides long. RefSeq lists its product as uncharacterized. The transcript is spliced from 3 exons. NCBI's taxonomy places the organism in Eukaryota, Fungi, Ascomycota, Eurotiomycetes, Eurotiales, Trichocomaceae. The coding region runs from base 1 to 1941 and encodes 646 amino acids. Gene Ontology annotation, biological process: vacuolar transport; protein localization to membrane. Gene Ontology annotation, cellular component: fungal-type vacuole membrane; endosome. The record is from RefSeq and is a predicted model, not a curated record.